Molecule: messenger RNA, 6064 nt
Organism: Lotus japonicus
Lineage: Eukaryota; Viridiplantae; Streptophyta; Magnoliopsida; Fabales; Fabaceae
Product: DDB1- and CUL4-associated factor homolog 1-like
Exons: 14
Coding region: 223-5976 (1917 amino acids)
Biological process (GO): protein ubiquitination
Cellular component (GO): nucleus; Cul4-RING E3 ubiquitin ligase complex
Molecular function (GO): protein binding
Source: RefSeq, a predicted model, not a curated record
CACUUAGGGUUUGUUUGCUUGCUGUGCAAGCUUCUCACUGUCUCUCUUCUUCUCUCCUUGUUCAUUUUUAUUUCAUCUUCUCUUUCGUCCCCUCACCUCUUCAACUCAAAUCAAACUGCUCACGCUUCCCCUCCCCUUUCUCUCUCUAGAAUUUCAAUAGAUAGAUAGUUAUUCUUACCAAACACGCAAUAAUUUAUUGCUAUUGGGUUCGUCCAGACGACGAUGGACGGUCAGAGCCAAGUGCAACCGCAGCCGCCACCGCCACAUGGCGAAGACGACGAUGAUUCGAAGAAGGAAGAAGAGGAGUUAUUGAUCGACAAGGUUAACAAGCUCAUGGCGAAGAUCACCUCUAACCCUGACAACCCUAAACCCUCCGUUCUCCACGCCCUUGCUUCCAUUCUCGAAACGCAUGAGUCCCGGUACAUGGAAGAGAGUGGUCAUUCUUCCUCCAGUAAUGCCCGCGCCGCGCAUCUCAUUGGCCGCCUUGGGAGUGUAAUCAGAGAAAAUGAUGAUUUCUUUGAGUUGAUAUCUGCAAAGUUUCUGUUAGAGACUAGAUACUCCACUGCGGUACAAGCAGCUGCUGCCAGGCUUAUCCUCUGCUGUUCCCUGACUUGGAUUUACCCUCAUGUUUUCGAAGAAUCCGCUGUGGAGAACAUAACAAAUUGGGUGAAGGAUGACAAUCUUAUAUUUUCUGGCGAAGAGCAAAAUCAAAGAGAGGCCUCAGUUUCUGAAAUGUUGAAAACCUAUUCCACCGGGCUCCUUGCUGUGUGUUUGGUCGGAGAUGUUAAGGUAGUGGAAGAUGUAUUGACAUGUGGCUUGUCGGCUAAGCUUAUGCGUUAUCUUCGCUUACGUGUGCUGGGGGAGACAAGUGGCAGCCAGAGAGAUACUAGUCCUUUAACAGAAAGUAGGCAUUCAUCUGGGAAUACUUUAGUCAGAGGUAACGAUGAUGGCCACAGUAGGUUUCGCCAGCUCCAAGAAUUGAGUCACUUGGAUGAUGCAAGGGUGUUUGACGAAAGGUCUUUAGAUGACCUAACCCUUGAAAGGGAAAGGGGUCAAGAUAGAAACACAAGUGGACAAACUUGUCAAGAAAUUUCUUGGAUAGAUGGUGAACCACCUGAUGUGCUCAAUGAAGGUGCUGAUAUCUGCGAGGUAGAUUCUGAUGGGGAAGAUAGAUGGCACUGUAGAGAUAUACGUGAUGGAAGGAUAAAAUAUGAUGAACAGGAAGACAAUGCUAGAGAUGACUCUUCAAGGCAGCGUGCAAACCGUGGAGGGGGAAGAUCCCGAGGGAAAGGAAAGGUCAAUGAAGGGACGGUAGAAAGUGAACCAGUUUUGUCACCUCCUGGUCCUGGUAGUCGAUUAGGGCAGGGGUGCAGUGUUAGAGAUAGGAGCAUAGUAAGGAAUGCUGAUGUUCGGAGGGUUCCUGAUUCUAAGAAGACUCUUGGCAGGAUCACUUCUGAGGCGUCCAUUUUUGAAAGAACGGAUAAUGAUGACUGUUUCCAAGGGUGCCAUAUUGGAAGCAAAGAUAUUUCUGAUCUUGUGCGAAAAGCUGUGCAAGCUGCUGAUGCUGAAGCCAGAUCAGCCAAUGCACCUGAAGAAGCUGUCAGAGCAGCUGGUGAUGCUGCUGCUGACUUUGUUAAAACUGCAGCUUUAGAGGAAUAUGAAUCCACUAAUGAUGAAGAAGCAGCUGUUUUGGCUGCUUCGAGAGCUGCAUCAACUGUUAUUGAUGCUGCAUCUGCACCUGAAGUUUCUAGGAACUCUGUCUGCCUCAAUAAUGAGGCCGAAAAUGCGAGUGAAUCUUGUGAGGAUGUUGAAGAUUACUUCAUCCCAUACGUUCAAUCACUUGCAAAAUUGAGGGAAAAAUAUUGCAUACAGUGUCUUGAGUUACUUGGGCAAUAUGUAGAAGCUCUUGGCCCUGUGUUGCAUGAGAAUGGUGUUGACGUGUGUCUUGCACUGCUGCAGCAGAAUUCUAAGCAUCAGGAGGCCUCCAAGGUUGCGUUACUGUUGCCUGAUGUCAUGAAGCUAAUCUGUGUUUUGGCAGCACACAAGAAAUUUGCUGCAGAUUUUGUGGACCGUGGGGGAAUGCAAAAGCUGCUAGCUGUCCCUAGAUUGUCUCAAACUUUCUAUGGCCUUUCUUCUUGUCUAGUUACAAUUGGUUCUGUUCAGGGGUUAAUGGAACAGGUUUGUGCGCUUCCAUCGAAUCUUGUUUAUCAUGUGGUUGAGUUGGCUCUCCAACUCCUCGAGUGCAAUCUUGAUCAAGCUCGACAGAAAGCCGCACAAUUCUUUGCUGCUGCAUUUGUUUUCAGGGCAGUUAUCGAUGUUUUUGAUUCUCAGGAUGGCUUACAGAAAUUGCUGGGCCUUUUAAAUGAUGUUGCUUCAGUAAGAUCAGGAGUAACUUCUGGAGCCUUGGGUUUAUCUAACUUAGGAUCACUUCGAAAUGAUCGAUCAUCUGCAGAAGCGCUGACAUCAUCUGAGAAGCUUGUAGCCUAUGAAACUUGUGUUGCUUUGCAGAAAUAUUUUAGAGCCCAUCUCCUUUUAUUAGUGGAUUCCAUUCGUCCCGACAAAAGCAAUCGUAGUGCUGUUAUAAAUAUUCGAAGUAUAACGGCAGCUUACAAACCAUUACUCAUUAGCAAUGAGGCAAUCAAUGCAGUAUUCCAACAAUUACAGAAAGAUAGGAAGCUAGGUCCUGCAUUUGUGAGGAAAAAUUGGCCAGCUGUUGAGAAGUUCUUGGAUUGUAAUGGGCAUACUACCAUGUUGGAAUUGUGUCAGGCCCCACCUCAGGAGCGAUAUCUGCAUGAUUUGGUUGAGUAUGCAUUGGAUAUUCUGCACAUUGUUACAUUGGUAACUCGCAGUCGUAAGAUGAUUGUUAAUACAACAUUAAGCAAUAACCGUGCUGGGAUAGCUGUAAUAUUGGAAGCAGCAAAUAUUGCUUGUGAUCACGUGGACCCUGAGAUAAUUCAACCGGCAUUGAAUGUUUUAGUCAACCUUGUUUGCCCACCUCCUUCAAUCACCAAUAAACCAUCUCCAGUUAUGCAAGGUCAGCAGUUUGUGUCUUCCCAAACCUCAAAUGGUCCUCCCUCGGAGACUCGAGAUAGAAAUGCUGAACCUAAUACGAUUAUGAUUGAUCGAGCUGUUCAUGUCAGCAGCCAUAUUGAUCCUAGGGAAAGGAAUGGGGAGUCCAGUGCUGUAGACCGAAGCAGUGUUGUAGCACUUAGUGCACAAUCUGUUAAUAAUACUCCACAGACGCCUGGUCCUGCUGCAAGUUCAGGUUUGGUUGGCGACCGAAGAAUAUCUCUGGGUGCAGGAGCGGGUUCUGCUGGCCUUGCUGCGCGGCUGGAACAUGGAUAUCGUCAAGCAAGAGAGGCUGUCCGCUCUAAUAAUGGUAUAAAGGUUCUUCUGCACUUCCUCCAACCACGCAUAUAUUUAUCUCCUGCUUCUGUGGACUGCCUUCGUGUUCUAGCUUGUCGAGUCCUGCUUGGAUUAGCCAGAGAUGAUACUAUUGCACACAUAUUGACAAAGCUUCAGGUUGGGAAAAUGCUAUCAGUUCUGAUUCAGAAUUCAGGUAGUUCGACCCUUGGAACCGAGCAGGGUAGGUGGCAAGCUGAACUUUCCCAGGCUGCAAUUGAGCUAAUUGGGAUUGUGACUAAUUUAGGGCGUGCAAGUACAUUAGCUGCUACUGAUGCAGCUAUUCCUUUGUUGAGGCGCAUAGAAAGAGAAGCUAUAGCUGCUGCUACUCCUAUUGCAUUCCAUCCAAGGGAUCUUUUGCAACUGAUUCAUGAACACCUACAAAAAAAGGGAUUAUCACAAACUGCUUCUACACUGCUUGAAGAGUCUUCCCUCGCACAGGAAGCUUCUUCAACACCAAUUCAGUGGCCCUCUGAUCGUACUCCUUCUGGAUUUCUCACUAACAAAUUAAAGUUCAAUGCAAAGGAUGAGUAUUGCAGCUUGAAAAGUGAUGCUAUCUCUGCAAAGAAAAAUUCACUGACUUUCUCAGCAUCUUUUGGUUCACAUUCAAAACACCAACCUGUUGACUCUCAGUACGCAUCAGUCAGAAAAUUGUUGAGUACUGGGAAAGAGCCUUCAGAAACUAGUAUAGUGGAGACUCUGUCUGAAUCUUCUGUCAGACAUAACAUUGAUGCUGGAUCUCAGGAUAAGACUCCAAUCAUCUUGCCAUCAAAACGGAAGUUAUCUGAUUUGAAGGAUAUACCAAUGUUUUCAUCAUCUGGAAAGCGACUAAAUGUUGGGGAUCAAGGGCUUCGCUCUCCUGGUUGUUCAAGUGCUGUUCGUAAAAGCAGUCUGCAGACUGAUGCUGUUGGGACACCAACUUGUAACCUGAGAAGUCAACAAGGCCGUUGUACAGCUGACCAUGUGGAUGAUAAUCAUAACAGUAUCUCAACUCCUGGUCAGAUGACCCCAUCCUCCCAAAUAUUCAAUGACCUUCAGCCAAACAACUCUGAGCGCGUAACAUUAGAGAUUCUAGUGGUUCAGUAUCUGAAGCAUCAGCAUCGCCAAUGCCCAGCUCCCAUUACCACUCUUCCUCCUCUAUCUCUUCUACACCCACAUGUUUGUCCUGUACCUAAGCGAAGCCUUGAGGCCCCUUCUAAUGUGUCAGCUCGGCUUGGUACUCGGGAAUUUAAUUUUAGGUAUGGUGGAGGGCAUGGGAAUCGCAGGGAUCGUCAAUUUGUUUUCAGCCGGUUUAGGCCGUGGCGCACUUGUCGGGACGAUGCUGGUGCCUUAUUAACAUGCAUCACAUUUGUGGGAGACUCUUCCCAUAUUGCUGCUGGGAGCCAUAAUGGAGAGCUAAAAUUUUUUGACCUCAACAACAACAAUGUCGUGGAAAGCUUUACAGGCCACCAGUCUCCUUUGACCGUUGUUCAGUCGUUUGUUUCUGAUGAGGCCCAGUUGUUGCUUUCUUCAACCUCUCAAGAUGUUAAGCUGUGGGAUGCAACGUCAAUUUUAGCUGGUCCUAGUCAUUCAUUUGAAGGGUGCAAGGCUGCCAGGUUUAGCAAUUCCGGAAAUGUUUUUGCGGCCUUGUCAUCAGAAUCUGGGCGACGAGAAAUCUGCUUGUAUGAUAUCCAAACAUGUCACCUAAAGUCGAGUUUCUCAGAUACGUAUCCAACUUCCACAGGGAAGGGUCAUGUUUAUCCUUUAAUCCACUUCAGCCCUUCAGAUUCGAUGCUGCUUUGGAAUGGUGUGUUAUGGGAUUGCCGGGCCUCUGGGCCUGUUCAUCGCUUUGAUAAGUUCACAGACUAUGGGGGCGGAGGCUUUCAUCCUGCUGGCAAUGAGGUUAUUAUCAACUCUGAAGUCUGGGAUCUGCGCAAGUUUAGACUUCUACACAUCGUGCCUUCCUUAGAUCAAACAUCAAUAACAUUCAAUGCUCGUGGUGAUGUAAUAUAUGCAAUCUUAAGGAGAAAUCUUGAGGAUGUAACGUCAGCAGUCCACACACGCCGUGUCAAGCAUCCUCUAUUUGCAGCUUUCCGCACAGUGGAUGCAAUCAAUUAUUCUGACAUUGCUACUACCCUUGUUGAUCGUUGUGUUCUUGAUUUUGCAACUGAGCCAACAGAUUCAUUUGCUGGGCUGAUAACUUUGGAUGAUCAAGGUGAGAUGUAUGCAUCAGCCAGGGUAUAUGAAAUUGGUCGACGGAGGCCAACGGAUGAUGAUUCUGAUCCUGAUGAUGCUGAAAGCGAGAGCGAGGACGAGGAAGAUGAUGAUGAUGGUGAUGAAGAUGAAGAUCCUCUUUUAGGCCCUGGUUUUGGCAGAGAGAGCGAUGGUGAUGACAUGAGCAAUGAUGACGAUGAUAGUGCAAGUGACAUUGAUGAUGAAGAUGCAGAUUUUAUUUUGGAUGAUUUAGACUAUGACGGAGGAACAGGCUUAUUAGAGAUUGUGGGAGAAGGUGAUGAGGAUGAUGAUGAUAGUCAAGAACUUGAAUCUGUAAGUAGUGACGAUGAGGAAUUUGAGGAUAAUGACUUCGGCUUUUAAUUUGAGGGACUGUAAUUACUUUUUCUUUCCUCGAUUCUUGAUUAUUUAUCUACCUUUCAAUAAAACUGAGAAGAUCUACUUCGUACCA